Alexandromys fortis (reed vole) is the source of this 2635-nucleotide messenger RNA. RefSeq names its product popeye domain containing 2 (gene Popdc2). The coding region runs from base 525 to 1631 and encodes 368 amino acids. Gene Ontology annotation, cellular component: sarcolemma. The record is from RefSeq and is a predicted model, not a curated record. Gene Ontology annotation, molecular function: cAMP binding. Gene Ontology annotation, biological process: regulation of membrane potential; striated muscle cell differentiation; heart development. The transcript has 4 exons. NCBI's taxonomy places the organism in Eukaryota, Metazoa, Chordata, Mammalia, Rodentia, Cricetidae.
AACAUGGUAUCCCUCUGGGGUCACCCUUUCUUCCGGUGCCAAGAGAACAUGCAUUCCAAAUGGAACCCAAGUGUGUCUCUCCUGCUGGCUCUCACUCCUCAGUCUGCUUGGGAACAACAGAAAGCAGGACGUGGCUUCGGCGUCCAGUGCUACUGAAGUUUCUGGUGUUGUGGUCCUACUUUCUCUGAGGACAGUGUAUGCAUUUUGCUGCAAACUAAAGGUGAAGAGCAUUCUAAGAAAGCCGGAGCCAAAGAAGUUUGCCAGAGUGCUGCAGGGAGGACGAGAGUGGUGCUGAGAGAGGGAGAGAGAGAGAGAAGAAAAAACAUCCCGAACAACAAACAGGUUUUCAGUCUUCCAUGAAGCGUACUAUGUUCUGGCAUUCUUUCUCAGAGCCACCAGAAGCAUUCCUGCCAGCAAAGGUAGAGUUGGUGGUGAGAAGUCACUGGGGAGUCCAGGUUGCUUGAUUUUUUUUUCUUCCACUUUCCUUUGUGGAGAGGCCUGGAGAGUCUUUGAGAGCCCCAAAGAUGAGUCCCAACAGCAGCGCGCUGGGUCAGCUCCUCUGGCGGGGGCCAGUGUGCGGUAGCUGGAAGCAGGAUAUGGAAGGUGCCGUCUACCACCUUGCCAGCUGCUUCUUGCUCAUGGGUUUCAUGGCAGGCAGUGGGGUGUACGGCUGCUUCUAUCUUUUCGGCAUCCUGGGCCCAGGCUACCUGUGCUGUGUGCUGUGGGGCUGGUUUGAUGCCUGCGGGCUGGACAUCGUCCUUUGGAACUCCCUGCUGACGGCGGCUUGCCUGCUUCAACUGGCGCAUUUGGUGUAUCGCCUCCGGGUGAAUACCCUCCCCGAGGAGUUCAACCUCCUCUACAAGACGCUGUGCCUGCCCCUGCAGGUGCCCCUGCAGGUCUACAAGGAAAUUGUCCACUGCUGCCACGAGCAGGUCUUGACACUGGCCACGGAGCAGACCUAUGCCGUGGAGGGUGAGACACCCAUCAACCGCCUGUCCCUGCUCCUCUCUGGCCGGGUUCGAGUGAGCCAGGAUGGGCAGUUUCUGCACUACAUCUUUCCGUACCAGUUCAUGGACUCCCCAGAGUGGGAAUCGCUGCAUCCUUCCGAGGAGGGGACCUUCCAGGUCACGCUGACUGCUGAGACCGAAUGUAGCUACAUUUCCUGGCCCCGGAAAAAUCUCCACCUUCUUCUGAACAGAGAGCGAUACAUCUCCCGCCUCUUCUCAGCCCUGCUGGGCUAUGACAUCUCCGAGAAGCUCUACACGCUCAAUGACAAGCUGUUUGCUAAGUUUGGGCUGCGCUUCGACAUCCGCCUUCCCAGUCUCUACCAUGUUCUGGGGUCCUCAGCCUCCGAUGGAGGACCCGAGUCUGAGAAGGAUGAGGAAGAAGUCUUUGAGGCUGCCGUGUCCCCUGCUGAGGCCAGGCCCAUCUGUAUCCUGCCAACACCUCCUUGCUCCCCACCUCCAGCUCCGACCAACUUCCCUGCAUCUCUGCCCCGGGCUAGGAUGUCCAGACCUGACAGUGGCCCCCUGGGUGAGGACUCCACCAGUCUGGUGCUGGAGGAUUUUGAAGAGGUUUCAGGAUCAGAGUCGUUUAUGGAUUAUAGGAGUGAUGGGGAGUACAUGAGGUGAGGGCGGAACUAACACGGGCACAGUCACCAGCUAAGGAUCCCACCUUUCAGAACUCUCCAGAACUCUUCUCAGGUUAUGACCAGAGCACAGGCCCCUUUGGCUCCAACCCACACUCCUGAGCUUUAAGGAUCACAGAGACAAUGGCUCCUCUUCCAGAUAGCUCCCUUCCGUGUUCCCUGGAUGGCCACCUGUACCCACAUCCCUACUCUCGUCCAUCAGAAAGAGCUGGGGCACGAUGGGGAAACGGACAUGCCAUGCUAGUCCCACAACUGCGCCAAGGGUGACACGGAGGAAACUUGCCUUCACGAACCUUCCUCACGGAAGGAUGGACUCCAUCUUCUAUGGGCUGUAGGACCUUGGCUGGUUACACAGCCUCUGAACCUGGUCUGCCAAGCGGGGCUAUGAACUCACCUCACAGGGUCACCGUGAGGAUCCAGUGAGGUAGAGCUCCUAUGACAUAGCUUGGCCGCCUGCCGGCGCUCACUAAAGCACACCCACGCCUCUCCCGAUGCUGUUGCUUUAAAUUGUCUGUAAGGAUCCACUGACUUCCUCCCGUGGGUAUUUUUGGUUCCCAAAUAAGUUUCUAUUGAAGUAGAAAAUUUUUAACCCUAAUAUUUUCUUCAACUUUUAUGUUCAGGAUACAAAUAACCAUGUCCUGUUUAUGAAUCUAGUAUUAGAUAAUAGUUCGUAGAAAAAUUUUAUAAAUUUAACCAAUUCGUUUUCCUUCCUUAAACAUAUAAAAGUGACUUACAAGUUGGAUCUAUCCUGCUCUCUUUUUAUCUGAUCAUUUAUUUUGAUUGAGACAACAUCUGACUACCGUGCCUGAGAUGGGUCUUGAAUUGACAGUUCUCCUGCCUCCCUUUCCUGAAUGCUAGAACUGCGGGUGGACACCACCGUGCUUUGCUGAAUAUAUUCUACGUUGUUGAUCAUUAAGAAGCUCAGUGUGUGCUCUGCUUACCUACUGCUGUGUAAAACCUAUCCCCAAUACAGCGGCUAAAAACUGG